Molecule: messenger RNA, 2046 nt
Organism: Anopheles coustani
Lineage: Eukaryota; Metazoa; Arthropoda; Insecta; Diptera; Culicidae
Product: serine/arginine repetitive matrix protein 2-like
Exons: 3
Coding region: 162-1970 (602 amino acids)
Source: RefSeq, a predicted model, not a curated record
GUGUCUGCUGUUUCCGCUGAUAGUGUUUAUCGUCGACCGGCACACACCCCACAGCGUGUGCCACAGCCAAUAGGCCCACGGCCAAACCAACAGCCGCAGCUUCAAUCAACUAUCAAUUUUUCGGAACGUGCCAGCAAGUUUCGCUUACAAGCGUCCUUUCCAUGAACCAGCCCAUCGGAGGCCAAAGUGAUGAGAAAGCGUCCUCGCCGCCGUCGCCUCCGGCGGAACUCGAGAGCGUGCUGGCGGAAUACUGCGAGUUAGUCACGGUCAACCCGAACUUUCUGCGCUCGCAACUGUUGCGGAAGGCGACCCUCCAAUGGCAUGGGCGCACCUUGCGUGGCCGUACGCGCAUCACCAACUUCCUGCGCCUGAAGCAGCGCUUCGGGGCGCUCCGGAGCUUCGCGUUCGAGCAGCCGGUCGAGUGCCCACCGUUCGACUGUGAGCGGAACCGCUUCGGGUCAAUGAGCCACGGUGAUGGGCAAGAGCCGCCCAGUCGUGGCGGUAGUCGUCGGGCUUCGCGCGCUAGGAAGCGUUCGGCCACGCUGACACCGACCAAGCCGGCCUCGCCGGCGAGCGAGGCCGAUGUUGAGGUGGACAUUUUAGGCACGCACGAUGACGAGGUUGACGUGCUGAAGCUGACGCCGCUGCUGCCGCCGCACGGUGGACAGGAUCCGUUGAGCGGCGUCGGCCUGCUGCCACUCGACUCCGGCGAGUCGUUCGCGCUGGGCUACAGGACACCGCCGCGCGGCUCCGACGCCAACUUACCGCCGAAUCCGUCCGUCUACGAUGCGCUGCGCCUCGGCGGAUUGGGGCGUCGAAUGGUCAGCGACAGCAACAGCAGCGGCACCAGUAGUGCCAGCAGUGCCACCAGCACCGAUGAUGAUGACUCCAUGGGCGAUCGGCCGGCCGGGCACGAAACCACGCGCCCCAUCGACGGGUCUAAGCCCGAACAACCGUUGGCCGCAUCGGAAAAGCAGGUGCCGAAGGGAGGAGAGGACGCGGUGGAGCCGUUCGGUAAAGUGCGCUUCCUGCGCGCUAAGUCGAGCGUGCCGUUAGCCUCGCCGGCGGCGGGCACAUCAACGCCACCGGAGUGCCAAUAUCGCAGGGCGUCGAUAGCGGGCUCCUCGUGCGACUCGGGUCCGCCCACCCAUCUGGCGCUAUCCUAUCGCAUGCAUCGCACCACCCGGCGCCCCCAUUUCCAGCAGAUCGUGUACCACUGGCCGUCGGCGAAGGUUAGCGCGCGUCGCAAGCUGUUCGACACUGUCGAACCAGAGACCCCUGCCCUGCCGGGCGACGGAUGCCAAGAUUCGACCGGUGCCAUUCCGAAGUACGAGCCGGAGAAGCUCGUACCGAUGGCCGCGCAAGCCAUGGCCGCCCAAGCCAUCGCCGCCGGUACACUGACACCGAGACCGUCACGGCGUGCGAGCGAGAUCGUCGUCGGCCUGCGCCCGCUGCCCACCUCGCCGCCGCCUUCGCCCCGGGCCGUACGCUAUCCGUAUCCUCCGAGUACGCCGGUCAAGCGGCGCCGCAGCGUUGCGAUGCAUCUGCGCACUCCGCCGCCACUCGUCGGCUCCAUCGCCUCAGCUGGCUCGUCCUCCUCAACCAUUUCGUCCUCUUCAUCCUCCUCCUCGUCCUCAACGUCCACCUCCAGCUCGUCCUUCAUCGCCAUGCCGUUCGAGUACGGGCGUGUGUGCCGGAAGCAGCUGCGCGCGGAUACACCACCACCGUCGGCCUCUGCCGCCAUCCAGCCGCCCUCAUCCGGUGCCACCAACAUUCCAUUCCAUGCUGCUGGCAUGCAGGGCUCCACUGCUGGCGCCGGUGCCUCUGCCGGUCCCGUCCCCGGCCAUCUUAUCCGGCUCGGCAACACGCCGGUGUUGCCGCCUCCGGAGCAAGGCGACGGACGGCGCAAGCCAUCACCGACGGCGGCGGCGGCCCCAGCCGUUCCCGCCCGUAAACCACCGCGCCUUUAAACGGCUUCUCGCAACGGCCGAUUUCCUUGUCAACGUUAAGUUAUUGGAUUUUUUUUACCCCCGUUUUACAUUGUUU